AGCUGUGCCCAAUCACAGCUGAUCACAUGUAAACAUGGAAAUGCCGGUUAUCGGCAUUUCUCUCCUCUCGAGCUGUCAUGCUGACAGCUCGAGAGGAGAGCCGGGGACAUGUACGCUGAUCAUCAGGGCACUGAUGAUCAGUGUGGCCCCAGAAGUGCCACGUGCCAGUGCCCAUCAGUGCCACAUAUCAGUGCCCAUCUGAGCUGCCUUUCAAUGUCACCCAUCAGUGCCACCUAUCAGUGCCAGUCAGUGCCGCCUAUCAGUGCCAGUCAGUGCUGCCUAUCAGUGCCACCUAUCAGUGCCAGUCAGUGCUGCCUAUCAGUGCCAUAUAUCAGUGUCAUGUAUCAGUGCUGCCUUUCAGUGCCCAUCAGUGAUGCCUGUCAAUGCUCAUCAGUGCAACCUACCAACCUACCAGUGCCUCCUCCUCAUCAGUGCCCAUCACUGCAGCCUCAUUAGCGCACAUCAGUGAAGGAGAAAAAUCACUUAUUUACAAAAUUGUAUAACAAAAACUAAGAAAAAACAUUUUUUUUUUAAAUUUUCAGUGGUUUUUGGUUUGUUUAAGAAAAAAUAA
Staurois parvus is the source of this 571-nucleotide messenger RNA. The record is from the annotation of a GenBank genome assembly. NCBI's taxonomy places the organism in Eukaryota, Metazoa, Chordata, Amphibia, Anura, Ranidae.